CCCUAAAUUCCCUCCUAUUCCCUAUUGUGUAAUCUCUAAUUAAAGAAGAAUGAAGAAAGACUGAUAUUCAUCGCCAUUCGUCUCACAGAGUCACAGGCUCGCAGCUCACACCUCACAUCCUCAGUAGCUCGCUGCCUCACUGCCGCACGAUCCAUCACUGGAGUUUUAGUUGUCAUUCAUAUAUUGGAAGAAAUGGGAGUGCAGUUAGCUGCUGAGCAGGAUGUCAUGCCAGAGGUUGAGAAUGUUGACCUUUCUGAUUCAGAGCUGGUCUAUCAUGUCAGGGAUGCCCUUAAAUCUGCUAUACAGGGUGAUUUGGACAAUUAUUCCCAGCUUGUUGGAGUUAUAAACCGUGAUCAAUACCUAUUACCUGAGGAGGUCGCCUUACUUGUGACAUGUUUAAAGGCUUUGUCAGGAGCUGUCUCUUGUAUAGACAUUGUUCAUCAUCAAUCUCUUCUUUCUUCUAUAUUAAGAAUGAGCAUGUGGAACUAUGGGACUGAUGUGAUGGAUGCUCUGAUGGAACUAAUUGUAUCCUUGGCUGCAUCAAGUGGGCAGUACAUUGAUUUAUGCUUGGAAAUGCUCGUGAGUAAUUUUAUGCCUCCAUAUACCUUCCUGCAAUUACUGAAUCAGCCAAGGGGUCUGACAAGAAAGGGCCAAGUUCUUGAUCGUGUGCAUUCAAAAUUGAAAGACAUUGCUGAUUUAGUACCUCUCUCUCCUUUGAGACUUGAGAAAAUAAUUAAGGAGAGAAUGCCUAACAUAUUUACCAAGGAAGCUUUGAUUGUUAUGUAUGUGGAGAACAUGCUAAAAUUGGAGAGUAGCCCCUUAGGUGAACUUGUUGGGAGCACAAUGCUUGUGGCAAUUAUGGAUAGGCUUGUAGAUUUGGAUGUGGAUAUUUCAUGGGAUGCUAUUUUGCAAGAUGAUUUAACUAAAGGAAUUUUUGACAUUGAGCUAGAAGAUCUAGAAGGUCCCAUAGAUGAUGGUCAGCAAGAGAGUUUUGACUUUGAGAUUCAAAGGGACAUGUGGAUACACAGAUUUUUUGGAGACAGUGCCAGUGCUCAAAAGUUGGAUAGUUUGAUGGUGCUCAUAUUUGAAUACUUCAUAUCUUGCAAUGAGAGUGGCCGCCUUGGUCGAGUAUUUGACACACUUCUUCUGUCCUUCGAAAAAACUGUUUUGACAGCAUACAAGUCCAAAUUUGCCCAGUUUGUUAUGUUCUAUGCUUGUUCACUUGAUCCUGAGAACUGUGGUAAGAGGUUUGCGAACAUGCUCAUUCAUAUAUUUGAGACAAGUGUUCAUCUUGAAUGGAGAAUGAGUGCGGUUGCUUACCUUGCCAGUUAUCUGGCUCGUGCAAGGUUUAUGGACAUGCCAUUUGUUGCUGACUGUUUGGAAAGAUUGGUGAAUUGGUGUUAUAAUUAUUGCAAAAGUAAGACUGGCGAAAUUAAUCCAAAUCCCAGAGCUCACAAGGAUUUCUAUGCUGGAUGCCAGGCCAUAAUGUACAUAAUUUGCUUCCGGAGGGGAUCCAUUCAUAGUUUAUUCCGUAUUAAAUCUCAUCUCCUGCGCAUGCGUAUAGAGGAUAUCCUGAGGCAUUCACUUAGUCCAUUGAUGGUUUGCUUACCAUCAAUAGUAGAAGAAUUCCUUAGGGUGGCAGAAACCACAUGUUUAUUUAGUUUCCCAGACAACAGUGCCCCUAUUGGUAGUGGUGUAUUUGAGUCGGAACUUUCAAUGGCAUUUGGUGGGAAUCAGGGGCUUGAUUCGUUCUUCCCAUUCGACCCUUGUUUGCUAAAGAAAUCUGACAGGUUUAUCAGGCCAAACUUCAUAUACUGGUCCAUGGUUAGAAAUACUUAUGAUGAGGUUGAGGAUGACGAAUGCACUAGUGAUGAAGAUGACGUCGAAGUUUGCAUUCCCGGGAAUGGCAUGGACAUAGUUGAUGGAGCUCCCCGGAGUUCUCAGGGCGACGUAGGGGAUCUUGACGAAUUUGAUUACAACCUGAACAAGAUGUCUAUAACUCCAAAAAGUACAUUACUUAAACGCUUUGGAGGUGAACAAGCUGGUUUGCAGAUGCCAUCGAGAAUCCGACCUUGUCCUGAAUCUUUGUGAUGGACCAUAAUCGCUUUUAUCCUGCAGCUGAAGAUACCAAAACAUGAGAAUCACAUAUUCACCUGUUCUUCAGUUUGCUAGAUUCAUAUGCCGGAAGAAAUUUGUGUUGUGAGUAGGUAAUUGUAAAAUCUAUAGUGUAAUAGGAGCUUCAAUCUUAUAGUCUCAAUUUUGUGGUGUAGGGAAUUCUUCUGCUCCAUGUAUUCUGGGCUACCUAUAUUUUCAUGUAACCUUGGUUUUGGUGAGUAAUGUUACAUAUAAUGCUACUUCAAAAAAAUUACGGAAUAA
Messenger RNA from Ipomoea triloba (trilobed morning glory), 2376 nucleotides. Its product is annotated as RNA polymerase I-specific transcription initiation factor RRN3-like. Lineage: Eukaryota; Viridiplantae; Streptophyta; Magnoliopsida; Solanales; Convolvulaceae. Gene Ontology annotation, cellular component: nucleus. Gene Ontology annotation, molecular function: RNA polymerase I general transcription initiation factor activity; RNA polymerase I core binding. Bases 193 to 2091 code for a protein of 632 amino acids. The transcript is spliced from 16 exons. The record is from RefSeq and is a predicted model, not a curated record. Gene Ontology annotation, biological process: transcription initiation at RNA polymerase I promoter.